UCUCUGAACAGAUCUGGCAACGCCGCCGGCAGCCGUUUGUCUGCGUGUGUCGCAGGGUUUUUAGGCUUUAAUGUUGCAGAUUUUUCUGUGUUUUUUAAAUUUUGGUCGUUAAAAGCUGACAUGUCGGACACGUGGAGUAACAUCCAGGCUCACAAGAAGCAGCUGGAUUCUCUGCGGGAGAGAUUACAGAGACGACGCAAAGAUCCCGCACAGCUCGGCGAUGCUGGAGGAGGUUCGGACGGUUCGGCCAGCAGAAGCGACAGUCCGGCUCCUUCAGUCCAGUUUCCCCCUCAGGAGGAGACGGAGAAACCACCGGACCCUGAACUGGAAAAGAGACUUCUGGGAUAUCUGUCGGAUCUGAGCCUGUCGCUGCCCACGGACUCGCUCACCAUCACCAAUGAGCUCAACAGUUCUGAAGCAGCUGUCACUCACGGGUGCAUCCAGAGUCUCCUGCUCAAGUUCUCUGCGCAGGAACUCAUCGAGGUCCGCCAGCCCGUCUCGGUGUCGUCUUCUACAGCUUCCACCUCCACUGUGGUGGUUGCGGUGGACCACACCAAGCUGUGGGCCAUGAUCGGGACAGCGGCCCAGAGAACUGGACUCAAGAGGAAAGCAGAGGAUCUGGCACAGCACAAAGUUGCGACGGGUUUCUCGCCAUCGCUUCAGAGCGCCGCGUCUCCUCAGCCCACUUCCUCCAUCUCCAUGGCACCUGCCUCCUCCUCUCAGCUGGCGGGGACGUCGGCAUCAGGGAGCGGAGCUGAUAAGAAGGGGCGGAACAAUAAGAACCAGUCGUCUCACGUGGACAUGGAGAUCGAGAGCCUUUUGAACCAACAGUCCACAAAAGAGCAGCAGAGCAAGAAGGUGAGCAGAGAGAUUCUGGAGCUGCUGAACGCCAGCACUGCCAAGGAGCAGUCCAUCGUGGAAAAGUUCCGCUCCCGUGGCCGUGCUCAGGUUCAAGAGUUCUGCGACCACGGGACCAAAGAGGAGUGUGUGCGAUCUGGGGACACGCCGCAACCCUGCACCAAGUUACACUUCCGGCGCAUCAUCAACAAGCACACGGACGAGAGCCUGGGCGACUGCUCCUUCCUCAACACCUGCUUCCACAUGGACACCUGCAAGUACGUUCACUAUGAGAUCGACAGUCCUCUGGAGACUGAGGGCAGCCUGCUGGGGCCGCAGGCCGGGACCGCCGAGCUCGGCCUGCACGACGGCGACACGGACAGCAAUGUGGGCAAACUCUUCCCCGCACAGUGGAUCUGCUGUGACAUCCGCUACCUAGACGUGUCCAUCCUGGGGAAGUUUGCUGUGGUGAUGGCCGACCCUCCGUGGGACAUCCACAUGGAGCUGCCGUACGGCACGCUGACUGACGACGAGCUCAGGAAGCUCAACAUUCCCAUCCUCCAGGACGACGGCUUUCUCUUCCUCUGGGUCACUGGCAGAGCGAUGGAGUUGGGAAGAGAGUGUCUCAGUCUUUGGGGCUACGAACAUGUUGAUGAGAUCAUCUGGGUGAAAACCAACCAGCUUCAGAGGAUCAUCCGCACGGGGAGGACGGGUCACUGGCUCAACCACGGGAAGGAGCACUGCCUGGUGGGUGUGAAGGGGAACCCGCAGGGGUUCAACAGAGGUUUGGACUGCGAUGUCAUCGUGGCUGAGGUCCGCUCCACCAGUCACAAACCGGACGAGAUCUACGGCAUGAUAGAGAGACUCUCGCCUGGCACCAGGAAGCUGGAGCUGUUUGGUCGUCCCCACAACGUCCAACCCAACUGGAUCACUCUGGGGAAUCAGCUGGAUGGGAUCCACCUGCUGGAUCCAGAGGUUGUGGCUCAGUUCAAGAAGCGUUAUCCAGAUGGCGUCAUCUGCAAACCCAAGAACAUGCAGUGACAAUGGCGUGAUGGAUCUGAGAGGGCUUGAGGCAAUGAUGGUUUGUGGGUCCAGGAGGGUUUGAGGUGACAGCGUCGUGGUGGGUCUGGGAGGGUUUGAGGCGAUGAUGGUGUCAUGGGUCCAGGAGGGUUUGAGGUGACAGCGU
This is a messenger RNA of Thalassophryne amazonica, 2023 nucleotides long. It is a transcript of the gene mettl3, whose product is annotated as methyltransferase like 3. The transcript is spliced from 11 exons. Bases 121 to 1878 code for a protein of 585 amino acids. NCBI's taxonomy places the organism in Eukaryota, Metazoa, Chordata, Actinopteri, Batrachoidiformes, Batrachoididae. The record is from RefSeq and is a predicted model, not a curated record. Gene Ontology annotation, molecular function: mRNA m(6)A methyltransferase activity; mRNA (2'-O-methyladenosine-N6-)-methyltransferase activity. Gene Ontology annotation, cellular component: RNA N6-methyladenosine methyltransferase complex; nucleus.